AUGGCUGCAGCAACACUCGACGAUGUCACCUCCGUGCCGGGCACGACGCACCUCGUCGACCUUCAGGGGACGAUGGAUGCGCCACAUGAGAAACACAAGGAUAUUGUGCUGGUGCCUGCUCCUUCUCAGGAUCCCGAAGAUCCUCUGAAUUGGACGCCACGCAGAAAGCUACUGCACAUGUUCUGCAUAUUCAUUUACUGCCUCUUUGUGGGAAUGGCAUCUGCUGCCGUCUAUUCGGUGCUGGUCCCUCUUUCCAUCGACUCGGGUCUUUCAGUAGCCGAUCUCAAUGCGGGCACUGGAUACAUGUUCUUGUUCUUCGGACUGGGCUGUAUCGUCUUCCAGCCACUCGCGCUCCAGUAUGGCAAGAGGCCAGUCUUCAUCUUUUCCAUGUUGGCUACACUUGCAAUCCAAGUUUGGUCGGCUUAUUGCACGACGAAUGGUCAAUGGAUCGCCAAUAAGAUCCUACAAGGCUUCGUCGGCUCACCCAUCGAAUCUCUGUGUGAGAUCUCCGUGGCGGAUCUGUACUUCACCCAUGAGCGCGCCAAGUACAUGGCCAUGUACGCUUUUUCGUUGACUUCAAGCAACAUUCUGGCACCGAUCUUUGCCGGUUUCAUCUACGACGGUCAAGGAUACAAGUGGGUGCUCUACUGGCCAGCGAUCGGCUGUGGCCUUGGAGCUAUAAUCUUGUUCUUCCUCAUGGAAGAGACGAAUUAUGAUCGAGCACCAGUCAUAGAUUCGACGGCACAUGAGCCCCAUGGUCACGCAGACAGCACUGCUUCGGCCGAAGCUGUCGGACAAGAGACCAAGCUUCCCGUCUCCACGGACACCGAAACAGAGCAUGGUCGAGAAGUCGUUUCCUACCAUCGAAAGACGUACUGGGACAAAUUGAAGCUCCUGGACAAACCGCGGCCGAACCUGCUUCUGACCAUGGCCGCGCGACCUUUCCUGUUUCUAUCGCUGCCGGUGGUUGUCUACUGUGGCUUCGGAUAUGGCGCUGCAAUCAUGUGGUCCAAUCUCAUGACCGGCACGUCAUCUCUGGUUUUGUCAUACCCUCCGUACAGCUUCGAAGCGGAUAUGGUCGGAUUGUUCUCCAUCGCGUCCUUGCUCGGGGUUGCCGUCGGGUGUCUUUGUGGAGGCCCCAUCAGUGACUGGAUCGCUUUGAGGCUGGCACGGCGCAACGGAGGGAUCCUUGAGGCCGAACAUCGGUUGUGGAUCUAUGUCUAUCCAACCGUCAUUUUUCCGGCUGCUCUGAUUCUUUGGGGUGUGGGCGCUGCUCACCACGUCCAUUGGUUUGGACUCGCCGUUGGCUCCUUCUUGUUCUCAACGGGUGUGGCUGUGACCGUCAUCACCAUGGUCAGCUAUUGUAUCGACACGUACAAGGAUUUGAGCAGCGAAGCCAUGGUCACCAUCAUUGUCAUCCGAAACUCGAUGGCUUUUGGCAUAGGUUAUGCGAUUACGCCCUGGGUAAAACUCGGAUAUCAAGACGCUUUCAUCAUCGCGGCUUUCAUGUCGAUGGCUGCCUGUCUCGUCUUUCUGGUCAUGGUGGUUUGGGGGAAACAGAUGAGAGUGAAAACCGCUCACUUGUACCGGAAAUUCGUCAAAGAUGGCGAAACUUUAGGUUUGAGCCAUUCGUAG
This is a messenger RNA of Capronia coronata CBS 617.96, 1635 nucleotides long. RefSeq lists its product as uncharacterized. Gene Ontology annotation, molecular function: transmembrane transporter activity. The coding region runs from base 1 to 1635 and encodes 544 amino acids. Lineage: Eukaryota; Fungi; Ascomycota; Eurotiomycetes; Chaetothyriales; Herpotrichiellaceae. Gene Ontology annotation, biological process: transmembrane transport. The transcript has 9 exons. The record is from RefSeq and is a predicted model, not a curated record.